Molecule: messenger RNA, 1014 nt
Organism: Cylindrotheca closterium
Lineage: Eukaryota; Bacillariophyta; Bacillariophyceae; Bacillariales; Bacillariaceae
Source: the annotation of a GenBank genome assembly
AUGGCCACAUGGUCAGACAGCAAGGCCGUUAUGGAUUACCAAAAGUUUCUAGCUUCUGGGAAACAAGAAAUUGAACACAAGAAAGAUGGUCCCUCCGUUAUCAUUUCCGAAGGACCCAACGAGAUGGCCGACGCCUUGUUGGCCAUGGGAAAGGGGGACGAUGUAGUACUCACGCGGCACGACAACCUUCCUUCCGAACUGGCUGGCCAAACGGAAUAUCCAAUUUACAUUUGUCUGCCGCCCACGGAGCUGGAAGACUUUAUUCGCAACUUGUCCGAUAAUUUCAAGCAACACAAUGAAGACUUUUGCUUUUUUUCCGGAGGACCCACCUUUGGGAACAUUGAAGAUUUGCUCAAAGGCUUUGGUUACUGUCGAGAUACCAUGACUCAAGUGUUGGCGACUGGGAUAGAGUUUUUGCCACAGGCUCAAAAGGUCAACGACCUCAGCGUGAAAAUAGGUACAGACGCCAUGGGCGAAGAAAAGUGGGCUGGCGAAUGUGCGGCCUGUGGAAAGUGGAAUGGGGCCAUUGCCCAGCGGAUGGAAAAUAGUGAUGUGAGAUGCAACAUUGACUUUUACCGUGAUUGGAGGCGUAGAAUGUGGGAAUGCAAUGCGUACGAUGCCAUUUUCCCAUUGGUGGGCUGUGUGCGAGAAGAACCCACCACCAUUUUUGAAGUUGCCGAGUAUUAUGAAGAAGAAGCCUCUGACAUAUUGUGGGAAGUAUCUGGCUCUUUGCGCGGAUGGAAGGCAGUUACUCUCAUGUUUGGAUUUGAAGAGCGGCUAUUCGGGAUUGCUGAAAAUCGAGGAUCUGGGAAGCAAUGCAAGAUUGACGAGACAAUGUUUCCUUACAUCUAUGGCAAUCGAGUCUUUUCGGAUAGUCCCACGGUCAGUGAUUAUUUGUGGUAUGCUAGAGACAACUUUGGCAUCCUAAAGGACGCAAAACUACCACCGAAGAAAACUGAUUCUGGAAAAAGUAUAAUGCGCAAAGGAAAUUUACGGGCGGAUGGUGUAAUCUAA